Molecule: messenger RNA, 601 nt
Organism: Caenorhabditis elegans
Lineage: Eukaryota; Metazoa; Nematoda; Chromadorea; Rhabditida; Rhabditidae
Gene: ZC328.5
Product: Apple domain-containing protein
Exons: 3
Coding region: 1-576 (191 amino acids)
Source: RefSeq, marked reviewed
AUGAGGUUUCAAAUCUUUACUUUCUUGGCUCUACUAGCAGCGGCGAUAAACAUUGGCGAGGGCGCAAAGCCAUGUCGAGCCAAACGUCCGACCACUGAACCACCAUCAACAACUACAGUGGAGAGUUCAACAACUCGUGAUUCAAAAGCACCUUGUAUGGCAGUAUUUGAGAAUAUGAAAGAAGAAGAAGAUGGUUUUGAAGAUUAUGCAAUGGGAGUUACAACUGCAGCAUCAGUACCAGAAUGUAGUAAAACUUGUGAAACUGAUGUGAAAUGUGCAUACAGUUUCUUUAAAACUAACAAGUGUUACGCUUUCGAGAGAUUUAGACCAACUGAUUUUGUGAAGAAUGGAGGGAUGCCACUUAUUUUCAAGCUAUAUCUCAACGGGACGGUCACAUGUGACACUGCUACAAUUGAUGAAUUGGCAAAUACGAAGGAGAAAAUGUACUAUCCAGAUGGUGGAUCUUAUUGGCUUUUCAAAAGUAUUUUCGAUAAUUAUUCUCUCAGUGUUAAAGAUCCAGCCAUGGGAUAUAAGAGAAGAAAGAGAAGUAUUCUUUCGUGGUUACUCAAUUUCUAAUAAAGUUUUGUGUCGCGUUCAAAAU